AUUUGAUGUUUAAAAUUCUCAUUGACCGGUCAUCCAGCUAAGAAUCAUUUGUGCCAAUGCAAUACUCAUCCGUUGUGCUAAAUUCAAUCGUGCUUUCUGCUUUCAUUCUAGUCUCGCCCUUCCUCAAAUCAUUCCAAGUGUUUUCUCCAACUCCGUGAGUGCACGUCAUCGUUAAUAUUGUUUUGCUCUCGUUCUAGUUUUGUGUAAGCUCCAUGUUUAUGAAAAAUAAUUUCGGAAUCGAUACGUAUCCCUUGAAAAUUGCAAAAUGUCGACGGGAGACCCGGGUGCCGUCAGUGGACCGGGCGGUCAGGAGCCUAUUUCGAAUUUGCAGGAGACGAUGAAUAGACAACAGGAAAAAAUAUCUGCUCUUAAGGAAUUAGUUCGAAAAUCGGAAGCUGCUCACGGCAAAUCAACAACGUCUGCUCAAGAAAAGGUUAAAAACAUUGCAAAACGACUUAGUCACAUCAAGUCGAAAGCCCGUUCCCGGCAAAACCUCGAUUCAUCUUUGAGCGAACUAAAAGAUGAGCCGAUCUUUGAAGAAACUCCAGUCUCCUCGCCUGCCCCACAAAAAGCCCGGUCGGAAACACCGGGCAGUGAAAAAAUUCAAUUGCUUCGUCGUCAAGUUGAGGAAAGCAAGAUCAAAAUGGCAGAACGUGAAAACAGCAAACGAGAAAUUGAAGAACGAGUGACCCAGUUGAAAGCAAAAUUCGACAGCACCCAACAGAGCUUGGAACGUUCAUCGGAAUUGGGUAGGUCAAUGGGCGAUUUGAGUAUACUCAGCCCGGGGUCGGUGAAGGAAAAAUUCAAGUCAGCCACAGAUUUAUCAUUCACUCCAUUGAACUUAGACAAAGAGAAAAUCAAGUUCCUGGAGAAUCGAAUCAAAUUGUUGGAGAAGCAAAUCGAGAAACAAGGAAACACUAGUACUGUCUCUGAGCCAGAAGCAGUGACUACUUUAAAAAAUCGAAUCUUAGAUUUGGAGGAAAACCUUCGGGAGAAAGAAUGCAUUAUCGAAGCACGCACUCAAGCGGUCAGCUUGAUGAGUGAAAGUUUGUCGGCGAAGACGGCAACUACCGUCGAUACGCUGGAAGAAACCAGACUGGAAAUGCAAAAGAUGCAGCAAACUUUUGUGGAGUCCGAGAAUACGUUGCGCGAACAAAUUAGAUCCCUCCAGGAUGAAAUCGCGGAAAAAGACCUUAAAAUUCGAAACUUGGAAGAGGUAAAUGAUAUACUCGAGACUGCGAGGUUUGAACUAACUGUGAAAAAUGCCGAUUUGGAGAGUAAAUUGGAGGGAGUGCAGGAAUACACCAAACUCGAUGAGCUGAAUAAACUUAAUGAAACCCUCCAGCACAAAAUUACUACUUUGGAAGAACAACUUACAGAAAAGACGGUUGAGUGCAAUGUCCUCAAUGCCAAUUUCUCAGUCCUCCAAGAAAAACUGAAAUCCACUGCUCCAAAGUCUUUGUUUUCAAAUUCAGGGGAUGAAGAGGCUGGACUCGAAAUAAAAAAACUGAAAGAUCAAUUGGAUGAGGCAAACAAGAGCAUGAUCAAGAUCAAGUUGAAAUCGAAGCAGCUACAAAAGCAAGUUGAUAAAUUCAAGAAAAUGUCUGAUGCGAAUAGUGAAGUGAUUCGAUUGUCGGAUGAAAAUCAAGAGCUCCAAAUGAAGAUCGCAGAGUUGGAGGAGGAAAAGGGAAGUCUACAACUGAAGCUGCUAAGCGGUGGAAGUGAAAUCGAGAAAAUGGACGAAAGCGAACUUGCCAAAAAGAUUCAGGUACUGGAAACAACUUGCCAAAACCAAACUUCAGCCAUUCAGCUACUCGAAGAACAGAAAUUAGAACUUCAAACCACCAACCAGGAACUGGAGAGUCUUAGGGAUCAAAUUCAACAGACGGAAAGACAGAAAGAUGCUGAAGUGGCCUCCCAAAUCGAGUCGAUUGAAUUAGAGGAACGUGAAGACAAAUACAUCUUACAGACGAAUAAGCUCACUGCUGACUGCGAACAGCUGAGGAGCGAAAACCAGAAACUGCAAGAAGAAAUCCACAGGCUUGAAGAUGAAAAACAGGAGCUCCAAAAGAAAGUCGAUCAUUACAUUGCGGAAAAUAUCGAGCUCCUGGACAAAGUGGAAAAACUUAGCAAGUCGAGCUCUUCCGCGGAAUCAAUUGAGAUUGUAGAGCGUUUGACGCACCAAGAAAAACUUGAAAUGGAAGAGUUCAAUAAAAAGGUCUCUGCACAUGAAGAGUCUGAAGCGGAAGCACAUUCGAAAGAAAAAGCGGAUGAUCAACCUGAUACAGUCAUGGGGCAGGAGCUAAGUGACAGUCUAGUCAAGUUACGUGAGGAAAGUUCGGAACUCAUGCAUCGCAUCGAAUUGUUCACGAAAGAACGACGGGAAGUGUUGGGAAAAAUGGAAAUUUUGACUUCGGAAAAUCAGGAAUUACUAAAGCAAAUUGACGAACUGAAGGCGGAGAAAGCAACAGUUGAAGAUCUUUUGACGAAAACCAAGUUGGAAAUCGUCGUGUUGGAGGAUAAACUCGACACGACUACGUCGGAAAAAAUAGAGUUGCAAAAGGAAUUCGCGGAGAGUACAGAAUUGAAAGCGAAAUUGGAGGACGAACUAAAUGCUCUAUCACAAGCGAAACACGCUGCGUCGAAUAAGGCGUUUUAUCGCGAGACAAUUGAUCAGUGCAGCGAGAGUUUAUCCCAGAUGACAGCUGAGUUGGAGAACUAUCGAAAGUCGAAUGACAAAAGUACCCGUUUGAAUGCCUCGAAAAAGUUAGCUAAGGAAGCGAAAAAUGCUUGCCAACAGUUCAGUGAUUUGUUAGAGAAGCUACGAACGUCUGAAAAUAUAGGAAAGGAGGCCGAUGAGAGUGCGGUUGACGCAGAGCUGAAACGAAAGCUUGUGGAAUCCGAAGCCACAAUUGAAUCCCUCCAGGGAGAAUUAAAAGCAUCUAUAGAAAGUUUAGCCGUUAAAGACGCGCAAGUUGUAGAAAUUAAUAAAAAAUUGAAUUCGGCACUGGGAGACUUAACUGAAGGACGAUUACAGCACCAGACAGAACUAUCCGCUCUUGAAAACAUUCGCAAAGAACUGGAAGCUAAGUUAGGGGCUGCUGACAAUGAGAUCAACAUUCUAAAAACGUUAGUGGCUGAGCAGAAACAGCAACUGAUAGAAGCAUUUACCGAACACGAAAUCGAGCUCAAUGCUAAACUGGCUGAAAUCGAGAAAUAUGAAAAGCAAGUCAGUGGAUUGCAGUCGGAAUUGAAUUUACUGCAGAAUGAGAACGCAAAAUCUAACGAAACGUUCAAUGCUGAGUUGAAAGAAGAAAUAAAGAAGUUGGAGAACGCAUUGAGCGCUAACCAGAAACUGAUUGCCGAUCAGUCAGCGGAUCUGCAAAAUAAACAAGACACCAUCGAGACUUUGAAUGCCCAGAUCAUGGAACUCUAUAGAACAAUGGAGGAAAAUUCCGCCAAGGUAGCCGAGAAAGACGACGAAAUAACGUAUCUGCAAGAACUGCUCGAAGCAAACAAGACGGAGAAUGAAGCGCUUGCGAAAGAAAACGAGGAAAAUAAAAGUGUAAUAGAAAAACUUUUGUUGGAGCUGCAUGCAAAUAGGAGCAGCGGAGAGAAAACUGAAAUGCUGGCAGACCUAGAGAGGCAGAACGACUUGCUGGACGCCAAAGUUAAAACGCUGGAGAAGACCAACCUUGAAUUGGAAGCGAAAAACAAGGAACAGGUGGAAAAACUGAAAAAAUUCGCCGCAAAUUUGAAAAAGAAAUCGAUUCAUUGUACAGAAUUGGAGACAAAGCUGAAAGAAGUGAAUUCCUCGCCGCAAACUGCCUCUUCGUCUAUCGCGGAGCAAGAGGACUUGGUGAAGAACUUGCGAAAUGAAGUUCACCAAUAUCAAGCGCAAAUCAACGCUCUUCGUGCAGCAACCAUUCCUAAACAAGAAGCGGAUUCACUGAAGAAUGAAAUUACCAGUUUGAAGAAAGAACGAGACUCCGCCCUGGAACAAUGUAGAGCGCUUGCUUCGGAAUGUGAAAGCCUGAAGACUGAAGUGACACAAUACAAAUCGAAAGUGGAGUAUUUCGAGCGAAGCAUCAAUGAAGUGCAUGGUUUGGUAGAUGUACUUCACAAAGAUACAAAUAUGAAGGAAGACGAAAUCCAGAGAUUGCGGAAAGAGCUCGAACUAAGCCAAAACGAGUCGCGUCUUAGUCAGGAGAAGCUACACACCAUCAGCGAGGAGCUGAAAAGCAAAACGUUGAAAUUCGAGAAAAGCAAAUCUGUUAUUAAAGAGAAGAAUCGAGAAAUUCAUCGACUCACUGGCGAAUUAGAAGAUCUGCAGAAAAAAUCGACCGUUCCUGUCGCUGAGGUAACCAAGGAAGAUAACACUGAACUUUCCCAACUUCGGGAGGAAUAUCAAAAACUGGCUCAAACGUAUGAUAAUGAACGUGAGACGUUCCAACAAACGAUCACUCGCUUAGAGACUCUCUAUGACGGCAUUCAGGCGAAAUUCCAAGAGAAUACGGGCUACAUUGAAUCGCUAGAGACUGAAAAUAAUAACUACAAAGAGAAGAUAAUAAAAUUAGAAAACUGCAUAGCCGCCUUCGAAGAAAGACGACAAUCACUGGAAAGGAAGACGGACAUGCUCGACGCCCAGUUGCAGGAGAAAACGGAUGAAUAUGAAAGAAACGAAGACGCCUUAAUAUAUCGCCUCAACAUGCUCCUGGAUCACGAUGACGUUAUCGGGAAACGACUAAUAGAAGCACAAGAAGCGAAAGAAGAAUUGGCGGAGAAAAUGGAACACUUGUGCGGCGAGAAUGCAGAAUUACAACUGCAACUCUCGAAAGCUGAGAAAGACUUAGAUACAUACAAACAUGAACAUGUAGAUCGUUUAACAGCCGAGAAUGAGUCUCUUCAGGAGCAACUUGAAAAUGUACGAUCAGAAAUAAGCAGACAACAAAACAUCUACGAAGGUCGUCUGGCACAGAAACAUGCCGAAAUUGAUGAGCUAGAAAACGACCUCAGUGUUCAGCUUAGUAAUAUUAACCAAGAAAAACGUAAACUACAGGAAAGCCUGGAAAAAGCGCAGGAUGAAAUCAAUGAGCUGAAAGAUGAAAAUGUGAGACUGAAGGAGAGUGCCAACUCGCUGGAGCAAAUUAGAAGCGAUCUUGAACGAGAAAUGACGUGGGUCAGAAUGCAAAAUGAUAACAUGACGCAGGAUCAGUACGAAUUGCAAGAAAUGAGAAUGCAAGUGAUGCAGGAUAAAACGGAAAUCGAGAAUUUGAAACAUCAACUGGAAUCCGUCGUGCAAAGCCAUGAAAUUGAAAUGAAUGGCCUCCGCGAGCAAAUCAAGGAAUUGGAUUCUGUUCGAAUGCAAGUCGGUCAGAAUCAGACAGACGACCAAGUCUUCAUUGAAAAUGAGAACAAACGACUGAAAGAGCAAUUGACGGAGAAAGAAGCAGCCAUUGAAAACUACCAAAAAGAGAAUUUGAAGCUUCAAAUGGCUUCCAUGGUGGCAGGCUUGAGUGCACCGCCUGAUACUUUCCCAGCAGCGGCCCAGUCGGGCGACCUGACGGUCCUAGAAACAGCCAAUUCUGAGGCAAUGUUCAAAGAAAAAGUGAAAAGUCUAGAGGAGGAGGUAAACAAACUUCAGUCGCUUCUGGCUGAAAAGGAUCAAAUUUACAAUGCAAGCGUGCAAGACGUCCAGGUCCUGCAAGAGCAACUUGCAAAAUCGCAGCAAGAAUUAUCCGAACUACGAACUGAGUUGCAAAAGCCAAGUUUCACACAUUCCACUGCGCCUGCCGCACCACCGCCUAAUAAUUUCUUCGCGACCACAUCGGACUCGAACUCCAUUUUUGAUGAGUUAAUUACCGCACAUCAUGUAGGGGAACUGGGACAGGGAGCUGGUCAACCCGAUCAGAAGAAAAUUGAGGAUCUAGAACGAAACGUUUCAGAUUUAGAAAAGUACGCAAACGAAUUGGAAAAUAAACUUAAAAAUUUGACGGCUAUUCACGAAAAUACAUUGAUCCAGUUACAGGAUCAGGUACGUCGAUAUGACGAGGCUGUUAAAAGCUACGAAGAGCGGAUCAAAGAAUACGAAGAUAAACAAAAGGAGUUGGAAGUCCAGAAGAAUAUUGAAUCGAUGAUCGUUACUGAAAACUUGGCAACUGAACCAGUUCCAUCCUUGAAUUUAUUCUUUAAUAAUGCUCCACAACAGCCUGCAUCGGAGUUUGAUCGCUUAGUACAGGGCUCUGGCAAUGCUACGGCCGAGUCGAAUCCAGUUCCAGUGGUAGAAGAGGUUAUAGUUCCUAAGAAGGCCUAUUUACUUUAUCCAGAAGCAACGGAAGCAACAGCUAUCGAUACAGAAGAGGGCUGGGGCUGGGGUUCGGAAGAAGCCGCCUUAGAAGAGCGUCAUCAGAAUGAGAUGAUGCAGUCGAAAUCGAAUGAAAAUGCCCAAAUAUCAGAAUAUAAAAAUCGCAUUGACGAACUCGAAUUGGAGAGAAGUCGAUCUGAUGAAAGAGUGAUCGAGCUGCAAGUAAAAUGCGGUAAACUUAUGAAAAAGUUGAAAGAGUAUAAAUUAAGACUCGAUCAAGCCGAAUCGGAGAAGGCGUUCAGGAAAUCAACCUCAAUUGAUUCCAGUGAUUUAGACCUCGCCAUACAGGAUGAACUGAAGUCGCAAGUUAAGAGCCUGGAGGAGAAAGCGUCAGAAAUGAAGAAAUUACAGGAAAAAGAAUCCGCCGAAAAGCAAAACUUAUUGAAGCGGAUUGAUGUCCUUACCUCAGCGAACGAGCGAAUGACAGAGAUGAAGGAGCGCCAAGAUAUUGAAGUGGAGGGACUUCAAGUGAAAAUCAGGCAGCUAAGCCAGCAACUUAAACAACUGGAAGAAUGGGGUGAGCGAGAUGAUAGCAACCGCCAUCAAGUGGAAACUACUACGACCGCAACAACACAAACUGUUGAGCAUAAAGAAUUGCAAGUCAAACUAAAAACUACGCUUCAGGAACUGGAAGACUUGAAAGUUGACCGUGACGAGCUACAGGCACUUCUUGAUGAUGAGAGGGAAAAUGUGCGGAUUAGCGAAAAUAAAAUCAAGGAAUUGAAAGAAAAGCUGGAAACUGCGGAAACAACCGAACUUGUCUCAACUGCCACACAAAAUGAAGUAGAAAAACUGAAACUCGAUUUAGAAAACCAGCAAGUUCGUCUUUCCGAGAAGGAAGCAGAACUAAGCAAUGCCGCACAAAUGAACCAAAACUUCCAAUUCCAAUUAAACGACUACCAAGCAACAAUCGGCCAACUAUCAACUGAGUCGGAUUCCAUAAAAUCUCAGUUGGGAAAACUACAGAAUGAGUAUCUCGAGAAGGUAAAUGAAAACGCGCAGCUGUCAGAAGAUGUGAGAAUGUGGAUGGAAAAAUGCAACACAUUUGCCGAGGAAAUUGAAGCCUUGAAGGUCAACUCGGAGAUUAGAGCGGAGUCGUCGCAAACAAGCGACACGCUCGAGGAAAAAGUUCAAGAUCUUACAUCGCAAGUACAAUACAAAGAGGCAGAAAUCUUGCAUCUGAAACAGAAGGUGCAAGAUUUGAUGCAAGAAGAUCAGACUCAAUUAUUAGUACAAGAGAUACUCACAAAGAACCAGGAAAUUGUUCAGCUUAGGAUGCAAGUUCAACAACUCGAGUCAGAUAAAGUUGAAUUGGAAAAUAAUUUGUCGAAGCAGUUAACGGAAGAAAUGGCUCAGAGAUCCACAAGAAGCACGGAUGACUCUCAAGAAAAGAUAAAAGUGUUAGAAAAAGAGCUAGAAGACAUGAAGCAAGAGAAACAACAAAUGGAAACUGAGCUGCAAGUUCUAAAUAAUCACGUUAUGAAUAGUUUGGCGAAUGAGGACAGAAUGAAGGAAAUACUUCUGGAACUCGACACGAAAAAUCUAGAACUGACUGAACUGAAAAGCACCUUGGAAACGAUGAAGCAGCAGCAAAUAACAACCGAAGGAACCUCAACCAAGACACAGCCAGAUGCUGAUGUAGAAGCUCGAAUUGCUGAAGUGAAUAGGGUCUGGGAGCAAACAGUUGAACAAAAGUGUUCCGAAAUUGCAGAGAGUUGGCGCCAAUAUAUGGAUCAACGGGAAACUGAAUUCAAGCAGCUUGAAAAUAACCUCAACUUACAAAUUGAACAGCUACGAGCAGGGAUUGUAGUGCCUAAACCUAAAACUCCGGAAGAAAUUGAGCUGGAGUCUGAGACAGUAGACUCCGAGACGCUACAGAAAAUGAGGAGCGUCAUGGAACAGCAAGAGCUCGAAAUUGUCACAUUGAAAGAACAGUUGGCAAUGCGUAGUGCAGAAUAUGCAAGAUUAGCAGCUAGACACGAUCCCUACGCUUUAUCGACAUCUUCGAAUCUCUCGUUCGAGCCGAGAACGCAACGAAAAUUAUCGACGAGCAGCAGUGGAAUGACUGCUGGAAGCGAUCAACCUGGGGUGGUCCCUAAAUCCGAACUCGACCUGGCGCUGUACAUGCUACAUCAGCGGGAUAUGCGUUGUGAAGAGUUAACUUUGGAAUUGGUGAGUUUAUUGGAGGAACGAGAUACGCUUCAGCUGAAGCUUUCCAAUUCUUUGAGGCAAAUCGAGGAGAUCAAACAGAAAUCUAGUUAUCUAGAAUCUGGCUCGGAAAGCGAUCAGGCUUCAUCGAACGCAAAUAGUCCCGAAAAAUCGACGAAGCCUAAGCCGGUAGGUGGAGCGGAGACUGACCAGCAAAGUGAUAACUUGAACUCAAAGAUCUCACAGUUGCAGUCAGUAGGGUAUGCCAAAGAUAAACGAAUUAGAGAAGAACGCGAGCAACGACAAAGACAAAUGGAGAAGAUACAACAAGAUGUGGCCAACAUUCCUAGCGAGGCUGUUUCAGAGUUAGUUGGCAGCAACUUGUCAAAUACGGUGCAAAGUCCUUCCAAUGUUCUCCUAGAUUGGCUGUGGGGUAAAAACAAUUCCCAACAGAGCUAAUGAUUGCUUUGCAGUCAGUGGCAUGGACACCUCUAAUUUUCCGGACGUGUUUUGGUACGUUUUCUCGCCGUAAAGAGGAGAUCAAACGAUUUUUGUUGGUUAAAACCGGAGGAAACAUGUUGAUAUCGCAUCUUUUGUAAUUUAUUUGUAAUUAGUGAACGUGUACAUAGUUAUCGCAACGUUGAUGGAAAUAUAAAGAUUUUAUUAGUGACAAGAGAAA
This is a messenger RNA of Hermetia illucens (black soldier fly), 9191 nucleotides long. Its product is annotated as protein lava lamp. The record is from RefSeq and is a predicted model, not a curated record. The transcript has 5 exons. NCBI's taxonomy places the organism in Eukaryota, Metazoa, Arthropoda, Insecta, Diptera, Stratiomyidae. The coding region runs from base 266 to 8971 and encodes 2901 amino acids.